AUGGGUACCAUCCAGAAGAGGGCCUGCGAUGGAUGCCAUCGUCGAAAGGUCAAGUGUGAUUCAAACAAUCCAUGCCGAAACUGCAAUACUGCCAACAUCCAAUGCACGUACAAUGCUAUUCCUCAGAAGAAGGGUCCCAAGGGGUCCCGCGCCAAGGUCAUCAGUGAGCUUCGAGAGAACCAACGCUUGACGAGUCUUCCCGUCAAGGUCCAGGCCAGAAUGAACGGCGUUAUUCCUGAUGCCAUUACGCACCACAAUCCGGUACCCGGACUGCUUACGGCCGAAUUCGCAAAGAGCUGCGUCAACUUCUUCUUCGAAAAUCUCUACUCCAAACUACCCAUCCUCGACCGGAAUGCCAUAGAAGCGCAUCUGCCAGCCAUGGAGAGAAAUCCCGAUAUAUACUGCUUGUUCACUGCUAUGUCCGCCUUCAUGAUGCUUCAGCCAGGCAUGGGCUUUCCGACAGCCGAUUACAAUCUCUCGAUGGAACCUGGUGCCACAAUCGCAGCCAGCGCCAUACUGCUCGACGAGUGCCUACGCGUUCGCAAGGGGUCCGACUAUUGGGAACGCCCUACCCAUUACGCCCUGGCCACCAACUUCUUCAUCUUCGCCAUUCACUACUCUCAAGAAGCCCAUUCUUCCGCCUGGUAUUAUCUUCGAGAGGCCACAACCAUGAUCCAGAUGUCAAGCCUGAACAAUGAUGAUAAAUACUUGCAAGACGCGGACUCCAUCCGACGACGCCGCUUGUUCUGGCUGUUCUUCAACGCUGAGCGAGCCUAUGCCAUCCAGCGCGGUUACCCCCUGUCCUUACAGGCGACUGUCCAUAUGGGCAAUUACGCUGAUGAUCCCACCGACUCUUUCAACCCUUCUAUCCAGAGCAACUUCUUCAACUUGUGCGGCGUCUUCCGAAACAUUGACGACGGUUUCCUCAGUGUUUGGAGACAUCCAUGCUGCCGCCUCGAUGGCCAGACUAUUGUUUCUUUGAACUCGCAGCUCGGCAAGAUGCCGUCUACAUAUCCUCCUGGCGUCGCUUGCCAAAAUGUUCAGAACUGGCUCAAGAGUGUGGCGUGGCAGGUCAGUGGAGAUUCCCAGGAGUCUAUCGCGUACAGAAUGUCCCAGUUGCUUUCUGGUUUUCCCAACCCGGGAAUGUUGAUGAGCUCUGGCUUGAUCCCCAAGCUAAUACAGAUCACUUCGGACUUGAUUGUAUACCUCGCCAAUGCGCCGCAGUCUCGCAAUCCAACAACACCCGGGCCCGACCGUCACCUUCAGCCUCUCCUGCGCAUUUGUCUGGCUAUUCAAAGCGAGAACUACCAGUUUGUGCCUCUUUUGUUGAGCAAAGUUAACGAAUCCCUCCCUUACGUCAUUGACCCUACAUUGUUGAACCCGCCAGAGAAUGUCGGCUAUGCAAUGUCUGCAGAUAUAUUCGACGGCUUCGGCAAUGCCGGCAUGGCCCAAAUGCCCAUGGGCGACUACAACGCCAGCCUACCCAUGAACCCUUACGAGCCCAAGUAUGAAGAUAUGGGCGGCAAUAGUCCCGACUCGCUCCCUCACUCCCACCAUUCCCAUCACUCAAACGGCUCACCACCGGGCUCACAAAUGGGCAAUGAAAUGCCUCAGAACUUUGUCAGCUCCCCUGGUGCCGUUAUGUCUCCAGGCAUGGACUACACCCCCAACAUGGGUGGUUUCAGCAUUUCCGAUAUGGUCAUGAGCCCCCUGGGUGGCGCUGCCCCGCCAAACGGCAUCAAUAUACAGAGGCAACAGCAGCAACUCAACAAUCAGCCUCAAAUGCAGGGGAUGCCCAAUCAGGGCAUCAACGCACCGCCAAUGAACCAGAAUAUGAGCUCGCUAUACAGUGGCGUACGACAACCAUCACGCCAGAGUAGCUUCAACAUGCAAAGCCAGACUCCUCUAUCAGCGAUGUCAAUGUCCGAUGGAAUGGAUUUUAAUACAUUACCGCCGCGGUGA
Messenger RNA from Fusarium poae, 1962 nucleotides. RefSeq lists its product as uncharacterized. The record is from RefSeq and is a predicted model, not a curated record. Gene Ontology annotation, molecular function: DNA binding; DNA-binding transcription factor activity, RNA polymerase II-specific; zinc ion binding. Gene Ontology annotation, biological process: DNA-templated transcription; regulation of DNA-templated transcription. The transcript is spliced from 2 exons. Lineage: Eukaryota; Fungi; Ascomycota; Sordariomycetes; Hypocreales; Nectriaceae. The coding region runs from base 1 to 1962 and encodes 653 amino acids.